AUGACGGACAUUUCAAGAGAAGAACUCGAUGAGAUCUACGCGUUUGCUGUCCAGUUGGGGCGGAAGGCGGGUAAGAUGCUCAUGGAUGCCGCGCAAUUGAGAAUCGAUGGUGGGAAUGCGUCAGGUGAAGAGAAGGAACAUGUUCAGAAAGAGAAUGCUGUCGAUUUGGUUACGGAGACGGACGAGGAUGUCGAGGCAUUUAUCAAGAAGACAAUAGCUGAGAAGUACCCCAAGCAUACGUUUGUCGGCGAGGAAUCCUAUAGCAAAGGCUCCUCCCGCGACUACCUAAUCGACGCCUCACCUACGUGGUGUGUUGACCCUCUCGACGGAACAGUCAACUAUAUCCACCUGUUUCCCAUGUUCUGCGUGAGCAUCGCCUUCAUACACAAAUCCAAACCGCUCAUUGGCGUCAUAUACGCGCCUUUCACGAACCAAUUCUUCUCGUCCUGCGCUGGUCGCGGCGCCUUCUACAACGAAACCCAACGUCUCCCGCUGGUGCGCAACCCCAUACCACCCAUGCCAGCAAAGGCGCCUAGUGGUUGUGUUUUCUCAUGUGAAUGGGGCAAGGAUAGAAGAGAUACGCCAGAUGGCAAUAUGCAUCGCAAGAUUGAGAGUUUUGUCAAUAUGGCGGCUGAGAUUGGAGGAAGACAGGGAAGAGGAGGCAUGGUUCAUGGAGUUAGAAGUCUAGGAAGUGCCACACUAGAUCUGGCAUAUGUUGCUAUGGGAGCGUUUGAUAUCUGGUGGGAAGGAGGGUGUUGGGAAUGGGAUGUUGCGGCUGGCAUUGCUAUCUUACACGAAGCUGGAGGACUGGUGACAACGGCGAAUCCCCCAGAGGAUGAGGCCAAUGCGCCUAUUGAAGAAGUGAAGCUAGGGAGUCGGUUGUAUUUGGCUAUCAGACCCGCUGGACCAUCGCCGACGGAAACAGGGCGACAGAGUCAAGAAAGGACAGUACGUGAGGUAUGGCGGCGGGUCCGUAAUCUCGACUAUUCGCGACCUGGAGCGUAG
This is a messenger RNA of Alternaria burnsii, 1005 nucleotides long. RefSeq names its product inositol monophosphatase. Gene Ontology annotation, molecular function: inositol monophosphate 1-phosphatase activity. The record is from RefSeq and is a predicted model, not a curated record. Lineage: Eukaryota; Fungi; Ascomycota; Dothideomycetes; Pleosporales; Pleosporaceae. The transcript has 2 exons. Gene Ontology annotation, biological process: phosphatidylinositol phosphate biosynthetic process; inositol metabolic process; signal transduction. Bases 1 to 1005 code for a protein of 334 amino acids.